Messenger RNA from Mirounga angustirostris (Northern elephant seal), 745 nucleotides. It is a transcript of the gene CUNH11orf65, whose product is annotated as chromosome unknown C11orf65 homolog. The record is from RefSeq and is a predicted model, not a curated record. NCBI's taxonomy places the organism in Eukaryota, Metazoa, Chordata, Mammalia, Carnivora, Phocidae. The transcript has 5 exons. Bases 57 to 644 code for a protein of 195 amino acids.
GUGUAACCGAGGAGUCCGGCAGAGCCCGGGACCGCGGCGAUUGACAGGACUUUCAAAUGCCUUGGAAAGAGGAGUCAGAACUUACAGAGAGGGAUAAAGCUGCCAGAAUCAUUCAGAAGGCCUGGAAAUGUUUCCUUGUUAAAUUUCCACCUGAUAUAUACUAUAAAAUUUUCACUCAUAGACAUAUUGAAGAUCUGUGUGCUAAUAGCCCUAGAGAUUAUACAAAACUUCCAGCAAAAUAUACAUCUCAUAUUAAAAGUGAUGAUCUUCAGGAAGAGGAUCAUAGUGGCUGGUAUCGUCGUGUAGAGAACAAUGGCUGGAGGCCUGUCUCUGAUACAUUUUGGGUGUCUACUGAAAAUGUAGAGGUGGGAGAAGAAAAAGAAAUCAAAUUCCAUUUCUCUAAACUGAAGAGAAGGCAAGAUAUGGAAAAGAAAAGAAAAAUUAGAAAGAUAGAAUGGAUGAGGAAAAUGUACUAUGCAGGAAACCUAGAGGCUAAGUCAACAAAUCAUAGAACUCUAGAUUUAAUUCACACAGCCACCAAGGGGCUAAUGAGAGCUGUCGAAGGCGGUGGAAUAGAUUCUGUGAUGGAAUGGGAAGUGGAUGAAGUGCUGAACUGGACAAAUGCACUGAACUUUGAUGAGUAAAUGCAUUCUGCUUUUACUGGGGAGCAAGGGCAGGCCUCAUGUAUGUUUCUGAUGUUCCCACCUCUGCCUCGAAUCUUGGGCCCACAAAAUCUUUAAAAAAG